Messenger RNA from Neocloeon triangulifer, 2117 nucleotides. RefSeq lists its product as uncharacterized. Gene Ontology annotation, molecular function: hydrolase activity, hydrolyzing O-glycosyl compounds. The record is from RefSeq and is a predicted model, not a curated record. Gene Ontology annotation, biological process: carbohydrate metabolic process. The transcript is spliced from 11 exons. NCBI's taxonomy places the organism in Eukaryota, Metazoa, Arthropoda, Insecta, Ephemeroptera, Baetidae. Bases 231 to 2063 code for a protein of 610 amino acids.
UCGCUCCGAGGCCACAUUAUAUUAUUUUUCAGCUGAGAGAGGAGAGGAGGAAGAUGUGACUUGACGGGCUUUUAAUUUUGUUUGUGUCGAUUAGGAGUCGACUUUGUUUCUCUUGUCUGACGUCCAUUCUGUAAGCAAGGAGGAAUUUGACGUGACCUUUAGUUGAAGCGAUAGUAUAGAAAGUGACAAGAGCCGUGAACUUGCGAUCCAGUUGCUAUUAAUCCAUCAAGAUGGUUGGGCUGCUGGUGUGGACCAUUUCAUUCCUGGUAGCGGCUCCUUCGGCCUUGGGCCAGCAGUCCUUACCGCAGUGCAGCCAGUUGUUGUCGAGAACCGAAAAUUCGCACCAAAACGGUGUCUGGCGAGCAACACUGAACCUGCCUGUGAGCCAAGGUGUGACUAGAUGGCAGGCGACCAUCAGGUUCUCCAGACCAAUAACCGAGUUCAUCAAUAGAUUGGCAUCUUCGACGUCGGAGAACAACCGAAUUUUCGUUCUCCGGGCAUUCCAAGGGACUCCUGUGCCAGCCAACAGCGUUUUGCAGCUGGGAUUUGAGGCCAAGUACGUUGGACCAUCAAGUACUUUGAACAUCGAGAGCAUACACUUUGACGGCACCCUUGUUUGCAAUGUUACCAGUAAUGCAGGCACGGCCAAUCGAAUUCAAGUCUCCGUUGCGGGCACCAGCAGCGAACGACGCCGCUUGAAGUACGACUAUGCCACAGUCGUGCACAAUUCGAUUCUCUUCUACGAGGCGCAAAGGUCGGGACUUCUGCCGAUCGACAACCGAAUUAGCUGGAGGAACGACUCUUGCGUAAACGACCGCGGAAAUGGUGGUGAAGACCUUUCUGGCGGAUACUACACCAAUGGAAGGACGAUAAAAUUCACAUUCCCAACGGCAGCUGCAAUGACCGUUUUGGCUUGGGGAAUAAUCAAUCAUGAAGACGGAUACAAAAGAGUUGGCGAGUUUGAGCUGGCAACAGACGCCCUUCAAUGGGGAACCUCGUACCUUGAAAAAUGCCACACGCAUCCAGAAGAACUUUACGCCCUGGUCGGAGACGUCAUCAAAGAAAACCAGGACUGGUGGGGAAGACCUGAAGAUAUUAACUUUCAUAGACCGGCUUAUUCAAUCAACGCCGCACAUCCUGGAUCAGAGUUGGCGGCCGAAACAGCGGCGGCGCUCGCGGCCAGCUCAGUUUUGUUUUCGGAUUUUGCCACAAGUAGCAGACUUUUGACCCACGCCAAGCAAUUGUACCAAUUCGCCAGAAACAACAGAGGCGAUUACCACAGAGCUGUUCCACAAGUUACAGAAUUUUACAGAUCCUGGUCCGGAGAUGAGGAUGAACUCGUUUGGGCUGCUCUGUGGCUUUAUCGAGCGACCGGUCAAGAAAUUUACCUUACCGAGGCCAAAAGCAUGUACGCAAGUUUCCGUCUCUCUUCCAGAAAAUUGGGCGAAUUCUCGUGGGAUGAAAAAACCCUCGGAGUGCGAAUUCUUUUAGCCUCCUUCACCUUGGAAGAGAGUUACGCAAACGAAGCAAAGAGUGUGUGCGACACUCUGAUUAACAACUCGACAUACAGGAACUCGCAGGGAUUGUUCCAAAUAUCGGGUCAGCCCGUCGGUGGCAUCAGAUACGCAGCAAACAUUGCAUUUGCUUGUUUUGAGCUUGGAGAGGUUUUGAUGGUGAACCUCGAAUUGCCGUCCAACCCAUAUUUGAAUUUUGCGGUGCAACAAGUGAACCUUAUUUUGGGUGACACUGGCCGCAGCUUCAUGGUCGGCUUCGGAAACAACUAUCCGAAAAGAAUUCAGCACUCGGCAAGCUCUUGUCCAAAUUUUUCGCAAGAAUGUGGUUGGAAGAAUAAAAACGCGCCAGGUCCGAACCCGCACAUUUUGGUGGGCGCCUUAGUUGGAGGACCGGAUGCAAAAGGAAAUUACAACGAUUCGAGGGACAACUGGAGCCAGAACGACGUCGGCAUAGAUUACAACGCCGGUUUUCAGUCUCUGGUGGCCGCCCUGUUAAGCCUCCACCAUCAAGGCAAAUUGCCCGCCGAAGCUUACGGGAAUAGAAAUUGAUCAUAACCUGUUGAUUAUGCGUUAUUUUCUCAAUAAAAAGAAGAAAAUUGUUUA